CACCAAACCCAAGUUUAUUUAUUUUUUCUGGUAAUCAACAACUAUAUCGCCUCAGGAGCAUAGUGAUCGUCUUCAUAAAAAUUAAGAACCUACUUGGCCUAAAUUGCCAAUUACUUCCUCAAACUACAAGAGCCUAUUUUGCCUGAUUUCAAAAAAUUAAGGUUUUUACACGCGGUUUUUUUUACUGUGUUCCAGUAGCCCCUCCCCAAAUAUCCUCAAAAUAGUUAUCCCGUUAGUUUUGACCUAAACAUAUAUCCCUUAUUUAGAAACCCCCGAAAGAAAAAAACCCUAAAAGUCUUUACCUACUCUACUAAUUUCACUAAUGUUGGAAACCAGCGUUUAUUCGUGACUGUGCUUUAUUGCUAAAUUUCUUAUACCAGGUUACGAGGAACUCACCAUGAACAGAUCUAUAAAUAUUCAAUGCUUUGGAAACGGCAUAACCAUUUUGUUAACAAAGAAACAUCUUCCAAGCUUCAAUCACAGCUCCUUCCACCUUAACAACAACUCAUGCACUGGACACCGGCUUAACCACAGUCAUAUUAUUUUACAAACUGGACUGAGUGAUUGCGGAACAAUCAAGCGAAGUUUCAAUGGCUCAUAUAUCUACGCAAAUUUGGUACAUGGAUAUCUCAAUAACCCAAAAAAUUGCAGCUCAAAGAACAUAACUACAACCUUUGCUGUGGAAUGCAAACAGCCUUCUGCACUAGCAAUGAAAAACAAAACGACUUCGGAAUUUGGUAAAAAUUUGCCCAAAGUUGGAAGCGAAGAGGUUUAUGCUAAACCGGAAUCAAAGCUACAAACGAUGCCGCUCCUUGCACAUGAAGGUUGGGGAAGAAAGUACAAGUCUUUCAACAAACAAGUCUUUGAAGAGCGCAAGCGUAGCGCCGAAGAGAUCGCGAAGAAACAAGAGCGCUUCAGCGACAACCUCCAGGGUCUGGAGUCGGAGAAGGACAAAUCGCGUAUCACCUUGUGAUAGUGGCAGUGCAGGAGACGCAGGUUGCAUUAACGCAUCACAAGAAGGCUCACAUCAUUCAUCUCGUGCAAGCCAGCCUUCAGAUAGCUCCUGCUUGUCUGAAAGUUACGUGGGAACCUUAAGCAGUAGCUCAAUCUUUGAAGAGUAUUUCAGUGGCAGCUGUGAGCCGUUUGAUCAAAACCAGAAGACCAGAACACCAAGCCCGUUUAUCCAGCCUGGCAUUACAAAGGGAAGGCUUAUUAUUGUACAGCCCUGUCGAAGCAUGUCAUCGACGUCGUACGAAGAAAAUUCACCCGUGAAUGUCCCUUGUGGAAGCCCAGCUAAAAUACCCUUCAAUGAAGAACCUGAGGCAGUGGAAUCUUUGGAAGUAUGCAGCUCUACGAGUUCUAUUGGCUCCUGGACGGACGACCCUCUAGAUAUUGAGCUCGAUGAGCAGAGCGAAGAGGAAUCGUGCCAGGUUUUUCCGUACGCUGGAAUUUAAACAAUGUCUUUUGAUAGCUGAGUUUGUUUUGUCAAACUCUGUGAACCUUUGCUUAGCCUGGAUAUAGUUUUGGAAAAGACUAAAAACUUUCUUUGGCAGACAGUGAAAAUAUGUUUAACGAUGUAUGUGUUGAGCUGAGAUAAUGACACUGCAUAAGUACUGAUGAAGGGUGAGAGAGUUGAUCCCUUAUUUCCAAGGAAAUCCUUCUCAAGUUAUUUAAGGACAUGGGUGCCAGUUCUUCCGAGGAGAACAUUAUCACGCUCGUUGCGCGGAUGUUCUCUUGGAGGAUGAAAACAGAGUUGAGCCGCUUUUGCUGUUCACGUGAUCAACUGCUCGUGUCAAGCCCUCCUGAGAUUUCCAAAUCUAGGAGUGGUCUAAAAAAUAACUUUAGAGGAAUUACCUUGGGAAUAAAGCCAAUAUGGAGGAUUAACUGUCUCCCCCUUUAUGCUCUCUUGGACUACACAAGAAGAGCUUCCAUGCUGAAGAGCAUGGAACUGAGGCUCGAAUCAACAGCCUCCCGGAUCUGACGUCACUAGACUUCAGCCCUGAAGAGCGGAAGUACCAGUGACGUCGAUCCGGAGGCGACAGGGAAACGCUCAGCACAUACACUCUGGCUCCUGGACUGGUUUUCACCUGUCUAUGGCCCUAACAUAACGAACUGAUGUCGAUUUUAGA
Orbicella faveolata is the source of this 2129-nucleotide messenger RNA. RefSeq lists its product as uncharacterized. The record is from RefSeq and is a predicted model, not a curated record. Lineage: Eukaryota; Metazoa; Cnidaria; Anthozoa; Scleractinia; Merulinidae.